Messenger RNA from Helianthus annuus (common sunflower), 855 nucleotides. RefSeq names its product histone H1. The transcript is spliced from 2 exons. Gene Ontology annotation, biological process: chromosome condensation; nucleosome assembly; negative regulation of DNA recombination. The coding region runs from base 119 to 706 and encodes 195 amino acids. Gene Ontology annotation, molecular function: nucleosomal DNA binding; structural constituent of chromatin; double-stranded DNA binding. Gene Ontology annotation, cellular component: nucleosome; nucleus. Lineage: Eukaryota; Viridiplantae; Streptophyta; Magnoliopsida; Asterales; Asteraceae. The record is from RefSeq and is a predicted model, not a curated record.
UCCCCACAUGGUCCAUAUUAUUUAAAUCCACACAAAUUCAUGAUCAUCAUCAUCAUCAUCAAUACUACGCUGAAUAACAUUAUUAUCAGUUUAAUCAAUCUUAGUUGAAACUCUAUUGAUGGCGACAGAAGAACCUAUUGCGCCGGCAACAGUCGCAACCGAGGAAAAACCGAAGAAAGUUAAGAAAGCUCCGGUGAAGAGUAAGCCUAGAAGUCCUUCUUUGCACCCACCUUACUUCGAGAUGAUCAAGGAAGCCCUUGUUACUCUAAAGGAAAGAAGCGGCUCAAGUCAAUACGCAAUCACAAAGUUUAUCGAAGAGAAUCAAAAGAAUCUUCCAGCCAACUUUAAGAAGGUUCUGUUAACUCAAUUGAAGAAAUUUGUUGCAGGUGGUAAGCUAGUGAAGGUUAAGGCCUCUUACAAGCUUCCUGCAGCCGCUGCUCCGGCCAAGAAGAAACCUGCAGCCAAGCCGAAAGCGGUUAAGAAAAUAGCCCCGGCUAAGGUUGCCAAACCUAAGCCCGCUCCUAAGCCGAAGGUGGUUGCAAAGGCUAAGGUGGCUGCUGCUACCAAGGCGAAGCCGAAGCCGAAGGCUGCAAAAACGUCGGCCGCAGUGAAGAAGGCGACGGCUAAGAAGGUGGGUGUGAAGAGCUUGAAGCCUAAAGCCGCGAUAGCAAAGAAAGCGACUGGUACAAAGAAGACGAAGAAGUGAGAUUAUAGUAUAUUUGUGUGGUUUUGGAGAUGUAAAAUGUUGUUUUGUGUGGAUAGAGUUGUUAAGCUAAUCAAUCAGUUGAUCAGUCGUUACUAAAUUUGUGUUUAUCAGUCUAUGUUUCUAAUCCAAUUAUACAUGUGUUGUUUGUA